Messenger RNA from Ochlerotatus camptorhynchus, 16124 nucleotides. RefSeq names its product multiple ankyrin repeats single KH domain (gene mask). The transcript is spliced from 19 exons. Gene Ontology annotation, cellular component: cytoplasm. Bases 1713 to 13565 code for a protein of 3950 amino acids. Gene Ontology annotation, molecular function: protein binding; RNA binding. Gene Ontology annotation, biological process: innate immune response. The record is from RefSeq and is a predicted model, not a curated record. NCBI's taxonomy places the organism in Eukaryota, Metazoa, Arthropoda, Insecta, Diptera, Culicidae.
UUCUUUGGCUUUUUUUUGUCAUGUUUUACAUUGAUGCCAGAUGAUAUUUUCUUUUGGUGUUGGUGUCUAAUGUGGCAGAUAAUGUUGUUUUAUUCUGGUGGGACAAGAUGGGCUUCCGUCUAGAGCUUUCCGUUUGAUCUUUGUAAUGCUCAAUAGAAACGACCUUCAUCAGUGUUGCCAACUGAGAGGCUAUACGUAGAAAUCGGUAUUUUUUAUGAGUGUGCCUGUUCUGCUCCUGUCCCUUUGCACCUUUGGUGGUAGUGGUAGUAGUAUUUUGGAGACCACACACCGCCCUCUGUCACGUCCAUCGUUCCGCUCUCGACCGUCAGUCGGUGCAGUGAAAGAAAAGUCAUGGCACAAAAAUACGUCUUGUUUCCCGUGUGUUGUUCGAGUGUAUUGGUGGGUACACUACGUUUCGCCCUAGAAUGUGUAUUAUUUGAGACUGCUGCGAUGGUAUUGGUGAAUUCGUUCAGAUGCGGCACAAUCGCUACGCUCUCACCGCACACUCAAUGUUUACACUAUCCGUACAAUGUUGGACCUGAAGCAGUCGUGUUGGUGUGGGAUCUGUUUGUGAGUUGACGGACAGAAUUCACAACGCACACUGACGACCGAUCAGAGUGGCGACGAGAGUGCGAAGAUUUUGACGUUGCCGUGUCUUUUUUUUUUUUCGUUCGACAAGUCCGAAGACGACUGAUCGAUUCUUCCGAGCGAUCCUGGGAUCGCAUAGUAGUAACGAGGUUGCUUGCUGGAAGGAACCUGGGUGCUAAGAUUUAAAAUUGAUUAAAACUUCGAACAAUUGCCUUUCCACCCGUAACAUGCAACAUACACUCGUGCACACGAGGAGGGCGUAUGAGUCAUAUAUUUCCCAUCAUCAGCAGAAUUAGCAGUCGACCGAAGUCGUCGUCUACGGGCAGACUGUGGUGUGUAUGAGGGGUUGCUCGAGCACAGGAAAGUUGCAGAAGAAAAAGAAAAAACUACGGUGUAGUGCAGUGAUUUCGGGGUGCCACCACCUGAUUACGACGGCGACGACGACGACGACGACGUUGAGUUUGUGAAAUUGCAGUUCCAUCGAUUUAGAGGUAGUGCAUGCAGCCAGAUACCGAGUAGAGGAAAACCUUCGACAGUGUGGAUGUCUACUACCAUCCAUCCAAACAGGACGAAUAGAGAAAAAGAAACGAAAAAACUGGUGUGAAUUUGGAACGAAGUGGAACUCGCUAGAAAAUGGCUUCCACUUAUUAGUGUACCGUGCCGUGUGUGUUUUUUAUUUCGUAUUCGCAGCGAAGAAAAACCGAUGAAGAACAGUGCAAAAAAUAAUAUGUGAGGGUUUUCCUCCGAAGAUCGAUUGAUGAAACUGUGUGAAGCUAGAGAGAAAAAAAAAAUAUGGACUUUGGGUAAAAGCAAUCAACUGUGUUGUGUUACGUGCUCGAAAUAAAAGAAGAAAUAGUUAUAAAAUCCAAGGACUGUGACAAACGAGAAAAAUUUAGUGCAGUGCAGUCGGUUCGAACAAAAAGAGUGUGGAACUGACAGGACGACGAGUGUGGAAGAGUGUGAAAAUUUUAAAUCGAUCGAGACGACCGAAAAGGAACAAGAAGUCCACGUUAGAUAUAACCAAUAAGUAGAAGAAGCCAAAAGUACUGCUGGCUGGCUGGUGUGUGGAAGAAGCUAACAGGCAAACAGAUCUCUCGGUGCUCUCUGAGGCUGCCGCCGAUGAGAUGGUGAAUCGCUGUGAAAAAGUGGAGCUGCUGUUAGACAAGGUUGACUCAUUCCCACUAGAUCAGCAAUCGAUCGAAAUUCCAGAGACCGAGUGCUCGGAUAGCUGCGAGAACGACGUCGACAUGGAUGAGUCGGACAGCUGCGACAACGAUGCUGACGAUAAUGAGGAUUCCGAAGACGACGAGGAGGACGACGAUGAUAUCCACAGUACGGUCGUGACGGGCAAGUUCCUGCUGGAAAACGACGACGAUAUGGAUCACGAGAGCGGAGGUGGCGGCGGUGGCGGAGGCGGUGGUACCCACGACAAGAAAGCCCGCCUCGAAGCCUUGCUGGAAGCUGCAGAUGAAGCAGCUCAAGCUCUCACCCGCAUGCGUUCCAGCGAAGGUGGUGGAAGUCCGCGAGACAAGAAAAAUGCUCUUCGUAAUUUCAGCUUGCUCUCGCGCUCGCUGCUCGCCGCCUGUACCGACAACGAUGUCAACACCGUUCGGCGGCUACUGGGCGAGGGCAACUCGCUGAACGAAGCCACCGACGACGGGGACUCGCUGCUGUCGUUGGCCUGUUCCGCCGGGUACUACGAGCUGGCACAGGUUCUGCUGGCGAUGUCGGCCCAAGUUGAGGAUCGAGGCCACAAGAACGAUCUGACGCCACUGAUGGAAACGGCCUCGGCCGGCCAUGUGGACAUCAUCAAACUGCUGCUGAAGCACGGUGCCGAUGUGAACGCCCAGUCGUCCACCGGCAGUACACCGCUGAUGUUUGCAUGUGCAGGAGGACACGAGGAGGUGGUCAAGGUGCUGCUGGAUCAUGGGGCUAACGUCGAAGACCACAACGAGAAUGGGCACACACCGCUCAUGGAGGCAGCCUCGGCCGGACACGUGGGAGUGGCAAAGAUCCUUCUGGAGCAUGGAGCCGGCAUCAAUACGCACUCGAACGAGUUCAAGGAAAGUGCACUGACGCUGGCCUGCUACAAGGGUCACUUGGACAUGGUCCGGUACCUUCUGGAGGCUGGUGCUGAUCAGGAGCAUAAAACUGAUGAAAUGCAUACAGCGCUGAUGGAAGCGUCGAUGGACGGCCACGUGGAGGUAGCCCGGCUGCUGUUGGACUCCGGUGCCCAGGUCAACAUGCCGACGGAUUCGUUUGAGUCUCCCCUGACGCUAGCGGCUUGCGGAGGUCAUGUAGAUCUGGCGAUGCUCCUGAUCGAGCGCGGUGCCAACAUCGAAGAGGUCAACGACGAAGGCUACACCCCGUUGAUGGAAGCGGCGAGGGAGGGUCAUGAGGAGAUGGUGGCAUUACUAUUACAACAAGGUGCGAAUAUUAAUGCUCAAACCGAGGAAACUCAAGAAACUGCCCUAACGCUUGCAUGCUGCGGAGGCUUCGUGGAGGUGGCCGACUAUUUGAUUAAGCAUGGCGCAGACAUUGAGUUAGGCGCGUCUACCCCCUUGAUGGAAGCGGCUCAGGAAGGUCACAUCGACUUGGUGCGUUUUCUGCUGGAGAACCGAGCGGAUGUGCACGCCCAGACGCAAACCGGCGACACGGCUCUGACCUAUGCUUGUGAGAACGGGCACACCGAGGUGGCGGACAUUCUACUCUACUACGGGGCGGAACUGGAACACGAGUCGGAGGGAGGCCGGACGCCUCUUAUGAAAGCAUGCCGUGCUGGUCAUUGGUGUAUCGUGAAGUUCCUUAUCGAGAAGGGGGCGGAUGUGAAUCGGCAUACAACCAACAAUGAUCACACUCCGCUGUCCCUGGCAUGUGCCGGUGGUCACCAGAACAUUGUGGAACUGCUGCUCAAAAAUGGAGCUGAUCCGUUCCAUAAGCUGAAGGACAACAGCACGAUGCUGAUUGAGGCUGCCAAAGGAGGCCACAUCGGCGUCGUUCAACUUCUGUUGGACUUUCCGCAUUCGUUGAUCAGUGCCAACACGGCGGCACAACAGAACCUUCUGAACAAUGGCCAAAUCCAGCUUCAAGCUCAGCAACAGCUUCAGCAGCAACAGCAGGCAGCCCAGCAGCAGCAGUUGAUUAUCACCCAGAAUCAACAGCAGCAGCAACUGCUUGCGGCUCCGCCUGGUUUGCACGAGGUUCCGGAAUCAAUCCGGGUCACCAACAAGCAAAUGUUCCAGCAGCAUCCAGCCAAAGAUGGCCUCGAUCAGCAGCAACAGCAACAACAACAGCAGCAGCAGCAGCAACUGUUGGCAAACAACCAGAUGCUCGCCAAUUCGAACGUAUUCCUCGAUGGUAACAUAGCUUCAACCGAUCCUUCGAUCCUCACCCAGAUGCGGCUGAUCCAGAUGCAAGGCUUCAAAGACGGUCUAGCGCAUGGUCUAUCGCGAGCACCUGGCCAACAACCACAGCAACAGCAGCAGCAGCAACAACAACAAGCUAUUCUAUCGCAGCAAAUCCCAUCCCACUUAGCAGCUGCCCAGCAGCAACAGCAACAACAACAACAACAGCAGCAGAUUAUCCUCCAAGGUACCAACAAUGCUACCGUUGUCCAACAGCAACAACAAACCACUGGUGUCGCUGGUGUUCCCGUAGGUAAUAAACAGCGAAGCUUGCUAAGGAAGAAGCAACAACCAACGUCCACUGCGGCGGCCGGAUCGGCUGUAGUUUCCCAGCAGCAGCAGCAGCAACCUUCGCCGUUUGAGGCAAAUCUCACCAGCUCGGAAGCGCAACAGGUACGCAGCGAACCCAUCGGCGAAGACAAUGGUGGAGGCGGCCAACAGCAACAACGGGCAGGUGUGGUAAUGCGCUCCGAUUACGAAGUGCAAUACCAGAAACAGAUGCGGGAAAUGUACCAGAAGUCACAAAAAGCCAACAUCCAAUUCAUCUGCGAUUCAAAUGGUCCACCACCAACGCUGUUACCACCCACGGGAACCUACAUCGAUAUCACCACCCCAGCUCAAGGAUUGAUCUGUGGCACUGCUGGUGGCAUGAGCUUUGCCGCACCGAAUGGGACACCGUUGCUAGGGCCAAUGCCGACGGGAGGCGGCGGCGUUGGUCAGCAGCAAGUUCCGACGAGCGGUCUUGCCAACAUCGUUUCGGCAGGAGGAAAGCCGUCUGAUAGUGGUCUAGUUAUAGCUACAUCAUUGCCAACCGCACUUCAGCAGCAACAGUUGCAACUGACAACGACAAUAGCUUCCUCAAGCACGACGGUUCCUUCUAGUGCAGCAGCAGCAGCAGUGGCAACAACAACUGCGAAUACCGCGUCGUCCGGAAGUGGAACCCUUUUGACGGGCCCGUCGGAGGUAUCCCAAAGCACGGCCAUCAGCGAUCGACCCAAGGUGAAACCGGUCUCGAAAAAGGAUGCCAAGAAUAACCGUAAAUCUGCCGCCGCCGCCGCAGCAGCAGCAGCAGCCGCUGCUGCAGCCCAACAACAACAACAACAACAGCAGCAACAAGCCCAGCAAUCGAUUUGGCCAAAUACGGCCAACGUCCUCCAGCAGAAUCAAAUGGUGUCAAUUUACAACAACUUGUCUGUGAUUCCAACCUCCGAACAGAAUGUUCAAGUACUACAGCAGUCGCUGUCAAACCUUAGCCUCCAGUCACCAGCAGCAGCAGCAGUAGCAGGCUCAGCGACUAGCUCGGGAGUGGGAAGCACUCAGCAACAGUUAACCAUUUCAGUGUCGCAGGGCACCAGCAACAACAACAACAACAACAACAGCGCCCAGCAGCCAUUGAUUGCCGGCAAUCGAAUCAGCCUUGGCUCGACUAAAACAGCGUCGAUUCCAUUGAGCAACAACAUUGUUCCUACGCCCAGUAUGGUGAUUACCAGUGCCGCUGCAGGUGCAGCCGGAACGGUCACCUCGGUGCCAGCGAAUGUAAUUCAAACCCGAAAUAAUCUAAUCAGGCUUGACCAGCAAACGCUAGAACUAGCAAAUUCCACUUCACCGUUUGCGACCGCAACGAGCACUGCCACCAGUAGCGCUGCCAGCAGCCAGAGUGAUGUAACCAUCCCGGAGAUCGGCAGCAGCAGCAGUAGCAGUGCCAGCGGAAGCAGCAGCAGCGAUAGUAGCAGUAGCAGCAGCAGUUCUAGCUCCAGUGGAAGUGGCAGCACAACGACUACCACUAGCAGCAACAACAGUGGCGGUACGGCGGCCAGUGGAACUGGUGUCGUCGGAGGUGGUGGUGGUGGUGUUGGUGGUGGCGGUGGUGCUGGUGGAGGUGCCAGCAGCAGUGGAAAUAGCUCCGAACACGAAAACCAACUCAACCAGCUCGCCCUAAAUACCCUAUGCAAUCAGAAAAUGUUGCAGAAAAUCGCUCAACGCUUCAUGGUGGACCCGCCAAAGUCUCCGCCGGAUACGCCUCCGCUUAGCUGCGCCAAUCCGGACGGACCUUCCUCGCCACCGCCCAGUGGUAAGGGACUAGCAAACAACGCCGAACUAGCCGACUUGUCGCGCAUAUUCUGCGAAGUGAUGCACGACUUCCGUUCCGACCUGCUGCCCACGCCGGAGUUUGUCCAAGUGCAUCAGCAUGUAUCUAAUAUCAUUCAGCACAAAGCUGGUAGUAAUCAAAUUAAAAUCAGCGAAGGCGACGGGCACCAUCAGUACGUGGAGGACGGAGACGAACACCUGCAGAUGUUCAACAUUGACGAUUCGGAGAAUGAAACCAUGUCCGAGUGCGUCGGCGGGAUCUAUCCCACGUUGGACGAGUCGCUGGAGACAUUCAACCCGGAGGACGGGUCGGUAGUUGCUGCAGAUGGUUCGAGGGAAACGAUCUACAACUACGAAUGGGUCGAGUGUAUCGACGAGGUAAUUCACGCGCUGAACGGGUGCACCGACAUACCGGUGGCUUUGCAGGAAAUGGCAGCCAACCUCAGUUGCCAGGAUAUCGAUGCGUACGCCAACCUCAUCGGGAUGAACUCGUUCUGCAAGACGCGCUGGGCGGGCAACCAAAGUCAGCUCACUCCGUCCGGCACGUCUUCGCCCAUCGAGGACGACGGCAGCACCAUCAACCUGUCCGAGGCAACUGCAGAGCAGUGUGCCGCCUUUGCCGCAGGCCAAGCCGCCGCCGGUCGACUGAUGACGUUCGAUGCCAACCAACAAAUAUCGCUCGACCAGCUACAGCUGCUCAGUCAACUACAGGCAGCUACCGCCCCCGGAGCGACCGUAUUGCAUCACGCGGCUACAGCCGGUGGGGCACCAGGUGCUCCCGGAGCAACCACUGCCGAUGGCCAGCAGCCCAAGUUUGUGUUCAACGUGGACGCAGACAAGGCAUCGCAGGUGCAUUUGCUCUUUCAACUGCCGACAGCCCAACAGCAGCAACAACAGCAGCAGCAGCAACAACAACAACAACAACAGCUGCAACUUACCCAGGAACAGCUGGAUCAACACGCGCUCGCCGCUGGUCAAUGUAAUGUGACGCUCCAGCAGGCAGCCGCUUUGCAACAGGCCCAGUUGCAACAGCAGGCAGCCGCUGCCGCAGCAGCAACCGCAGCGGCUUAUCAACAACAGCAACAAUUCCAGUCGCCAAAUAUCGUUCAUCCCAGUUCUGUGAUUCUGGCUCAGCAACAACAAGCACAGUCCGCGCAACAGCUACAGCAAUUGCAUGCCCAGGCCCAGGCAGCACAUUGCACCCAGCAUGCGCAGGUACAGGUUGCAACGCAAACUCAACAGCCCCAAACCGGUGGACUGUUGAUCCCUCGUCAGCAGAGCCCACAGACGGUCGAUACGGCAACCUCCACCAAGAAGAAGAGCGAAAAGUCCAGGAAGGAGAAGAAUCGAAUUGCUGGUGUCCGCCAAGCCCCAGCCGGUCAGCAAAGUGCUACGGCCGGAGGGUACCAGUUCGAGGCAACUCCUGCACCAGCACCGAUUCAAUACCCGGCCGGAGUACCAACCAACGUGGUUCAGGAGCGUCAAAUCGACGUGGACUCCGAAACCGACUCCAAUCACGACACUGCCCUAACGCUUGCUUGUGCCGGCGGUCACGAAGAACUGGUGGAACUUCUGAUCAGUCGAGGUGCGAAUAUAGAACACAAGGACAAGAAGGGUUUCACUCCUUUGAUCCUUGCAGCCACGGCUGGUCAUGAAAAGGUCGUGGAAACGUUGCUUCGACAUGGCGCAGAAAUGGAAGCCCAGUCGGAACGUACGAAAGACACUCCCCUGUCGUUGGCCUGUUCCGGCGGACGGUACGAAGUGGUGGAACUGCUUCUAAAUAUGAACGCCAAUCGAGAGCACCGAAAUGUGUCCGAUUACACACCUCUUAGUCUGGCCGCAAGCGGAGGAUACGUGAAUAUCAUCAAACUUCUGCUCAGUCACGGUGCGGAAAUCAACUCUCGAACCGGCAGCAAGUUAGGAAUCUCUCCGCUUAUGCUGGCAGCAAUGAACGGCCAUACGGCAGCUGUGAAAUUGCUCCUGGACAUGGGAUCCGACAUCAAUGCCCAGAUCGAAACGAACCGGAACACGGCCCUAACGUUGGCAUGCUUCCAGGGACGUCACGAGGUCGUCAGCUUGUUGCUCGAUCGCAAAGCGAAUGUUGAGCAUCGAGCUAAGACCGGAUUGACCCCGCUAAUGGAAGCCGCUUCCGGUGGGUACAUCGAAGUGGGUCGUGUCCUGCUGGACAAGGGUGCCGAUGUAAAUGCCGCUCCAGUUCCUUCCUCGCGUGAUACUGCUCUGACAAUUGCCGCCGACAAGGGGCAUCUGAAGUUUGUCGAGCUACUCCUUUCGCGAGGUGCCGCCGUAGAGGUGAAGAAUAAGAAGGGCAACUCACCGCUCUGGUUAGCGGCCAACGGUGGACACCUGACGGUGGUGGAAGUGCUCUGCAAUGCCGGAGCUGACAUCGAUUCGCAGGAUAACCGCAAAGUGUCCUGUCUGAUGGCUGCCUUCCGCAAAGGACACACCAAGGUGGUCAAGUGGAUGGUCAAUCACGUUACCCAGUUCCCCUCGGAUCAAGAAAUGACCCGAUACAUCAAUACGAUAAGCGACAAAGAACUGCUAGAAAAGUGUCACGAUUGUGUGAAGGUGAUCCGAGCCGCCAAGGAUCAGCAGGCAACCAAAGCGAACAUCAAUGCUUCGAUCCUGUUGAAGGAACUCGAUUUGGAGCGCAGCAGGGAAGAAAGUCGCAAGGCGGCUGCGGCGAAGCGUCGCGAACGAAAGAAGCGCAGAAAGGCCGAGAAGCGCGAACAGCAGCGGAAACUCGUCGAGGGCGACAAACCGUUGGAUAACAGUGAUGACGAUGACGACGGGGACGAUGAUAAGGAUGACGAUGACAGCGAUCGGGACGAUGAUGAGUUGAUCACGACCGUUGUGCAUCAAGUGUCCAAUCGUGUCGCAGUUGCUAGCAGAGUGCAGCCUCGGGAUCAUCACAGUGCGACUACAACUGCCACGACUACCACCGCCGCCGCCGCCACCACCACCAACACCACUAGCAAUAGCUCCAACAACGACCGAGAGGAGGGUGAUUCCGGUAUUGAUGCCAAUAGUCAGGGUUCUUGUUCGAGUUCGGAUGUCAAAUCGUCUGCCUUGAUUGAGCAGCAGAAACGGAACAACAAGAAACGCAAACAACAACUGCAGCAACAGCAGCAACUUCAGCAGCAGCAAGCACGACUCAAUGUCAUCAAACAGCAGCAGCAGCAGCAACAACAGCAACAGCAGCAACAACAACAGCAACAGCAGCAGCAGCAACAACAGCAACAGCAGCAGCAGCAGCAGCAGCAACAACAGUAUGCUAGCCAUCAACAGAAUCGUCAGAGUAAGAGUCCGGAUAGUACCGCCACCACGGCGACUACCCUGGCCAGUAACACUAGUUAUGUGGUUCAGGAUAAAAACCAAUACCAGCAGCAGCAACAACAACAGCUACAACGAGAAAGGGAUAAACUUGUUGCUGGUCAGCAGCAGCAACAGCAACGUCGUCAUCAGCAGCAGCAACUUCAGCAACAGUUGCACUACGAAAACAGCCACAAACGGGAGAAAACCGUCGAAAAGGAGAAUGUGGCUCCCAAGGAAGUCGCGCUUCACAAGAAUGAAUCGAAAAAGGAUCACCAUCACCAUCAUCAUCCACAUCAGCAACCGCAGCCGCAGCAGCCACAGCAGCAACAACAACAACAAUCGAACUACGCCCAGCAGCAACAGCAGCAGCAGCAGCAACAGCAAGGGAAUCGUAAGUCUAUCAUCGUCUUCGGCAAUCGACAUGCUGCAGCAGCAGCUGCUGCCGCCGAGAAGGACGAUCAUGACACCAGCGAAUCGACCACCUUCUACAGCAAUCUGAAGAAGAAUCAUUCGAACAACAAGACUACUACGUACUACCACAGUGAAGAUCAGCUGCAGAAAUCGACCAGCCCCACUAAGCAAACGAGCAGCGGUGGCGGUGGCGGCCAGCAGAUUGGUGGUGUGAUGUUGUCCAACAACGCGGUGUCCGCUGUGAAGCGCGAGGAGGGCUGGAAGGAGGUCGUCCGCAAGAGUUCCGUUCAGCAGAGCCAAUCGGCAUCGGUCAUGGAAUGUAAGAAGGUCCAAGUGCCAGUGCAUGCAAUCUCCCGCGUCAUCGGCCGUGCCGGAAGCAACAUCAAUGCGAUCCGUGCGGCCACCGGUGCCCACAUUGAGGUGGAAAAGCAAGGCAAAGUCCAAGGCGAUCGAUCAAUCACAAUCAAGGGUUCGCUGGAAGCCACCAAGCAAGCCCACACACUGAUUGCCACACUAAUCAAAGAUCCCGACGUAGACAUUCUACAGAUGCUUCCGAAACACAACACUGCCACCAGCAAAACCAUUUCCUCUUCCUCCUCUUCUUCGUCGUCUUCGUCUUCAUCCGUACCGGUAUCAGCAGUAUCGAUUUCUGCGACUGUCAACAUUGUCCCCACAGGGUCCACUGCUCCUACGCUGUCCGCUGUGGUUGCAUCCGGAAAUGUAGGUCCGCAGUUAACCUCCUCCGGAACACCCAAAGGGAAGAACAUAUUCGUCGCAUCCAACCAGAACAAACCGGUAACGGCCUCGGCAGUCCUGGCAGCCGCCACGGGAAAAUCCAUGACCGGAGGAAUGCCUGCUCGACCACCGGCAGCGAAGAAUCUUUUCUCCGGCAGCUCGGGGAAUGCCUCUCAAAUGUCACGGAUUAUCUCUUCCAACACUACUGCAGCCUCGUCGCUGGUAGGACUCGGCAAAGAUGGAAAGCGGAUGUCUUCUCUUCCGCCGAACAACCUUUCGACCAUGAAGACGUCCUCGUCCUACACACACAUGAUGCAAUCGUUGAAAAAUACCAUCAAGAGUUCGUCCGGUAACAUCGCAACCGGCGGCAAUGUUGGUGGUACAUUUGCAAAACUAGUCGCCGAUAGUACCGUAGGCUCGAAUACUACGCCAUCCAUCGCUGUUCAGAAUCAGAAGAAGCCAAUCAAUGCAGCACCAGGUUCCGCACUGAACCUAAAUCAAACAUCAACAUCUAGCGCUACCAGCAACAACACUUCCUCGUCGGUAUCGGCCAGUGUCCCAAGUACGAUUCGCCCACCGGUGCAAAUACUACAAUCUCCUGCCAAGGGACUGCCUGCACCGUUUGGAAGCUCAUCUAUCGUAUCCAGCAUCGCCAGCAGCAACUCUAGCAGUAGCGGUGUUCUAACCAGCAUUACCAGCAGUGCUUCUGUUUCCAUUGUAACGUCGAUGAGUCAGGCAGCUUCUUCAACGGCUGCGCCAUCUCAGCAUCUUCCUGCUCCAAUUCAACCUCCAACUAAGACAACUUCCAGUUUUAUUCCGGCAGUCGCUCCGCCAACUCCUGCCGUAAGCAGCAGCAGCAAUACCACCAAGAUUGCCCCGGUAGGAACGGGCUCCGGUCGAUCGAUCACUCCGAUCGGUCACCAACCAGCCCGUGCAAACAUCACCCCAUCUCCGUUGCUACACACGGCGUCGUCCGCAUCGCCGUCCUCCCAUUUGGACACGGUCAUUGUACCGAGCAAUAGCAGCAACAACCCAGCCUCCGCUAGUCCUAUCGGAAGUGGUCUGGCAACGGUGGUUUCCUCCUCAUCAACUACCACUUCAGCCAUUGCCCAGCUGCAAUCCAAAAUAAACAACAAUCUGCAUGCCAAUGCGCAGGCGCAUGAGUAUUCUCUAUUCAAUGACUCCUACGGCAGCAGCCAAUGGGGUACCAAUGCCAGCACGGGUGCUGGUAAUAACAGCAAUGGUGCUGGAACUGUCCACGGUCAACACCAGCAUCAUCACCAUCACCACCAUCACGCUGGUCACCAUCAUCCCGGUGGCCAUCAUGGCGGUAGUGUUGGUGUGUUGGACAGCGCCCCCGGUGGAAGUAAGACCAUCUACAGUCAUCCGCACGGUGCCGGUUCGUCCUUCAUGGAAAAUGAACCUCCCCUACAGGUUGACGCCUCGAAAGCUCCUGGUUACCGUGGAACAACCGUUUCAUCACCAGUUAGUUCCAAAGCCUCGAGCAAUUCAACGACACCGCCGUCUGGUUCGUCAUCUGUGUCACUUUCGCAGCAGCAGCAGCAGCAACAACAACAUCAAUCCCAGCAACAAUCACAUAUGCUUUCUGGUCCACCGACCAGCAGCAGUGGUUCAUCGCUUCAACAGCAGCAGCAGCAGCAGCAACAACAACAACAACAAGUUGCAUCAGCCCAACAGCAACAACAUCAGCAAUCUCAACAGGGACCUUACCCAAACGAGCAGAAUGUCAUAAAACCCCCGCAACCGCAGCAAACUCCUCCCAGUGGACUUGCAGUUCAGCGUCCCAUUCUGAACACCUCGUCUCAGAUUCGACCGAUCGGACCAGUCACUUCCGAUUAUGGUGGUCUGGUAAACUCGCGAGAUCAUCCCCCGCCGCUAGUGGGUAGCUCACGGCCACCGCCUUCGAUGUUCGAUGCUUUGCAGUCGCAAAAUCAGCACGUACUAAACUUCGGUCCGGAUCCCAUGCAAUCCUCCUAUCAAGGUCACAUGGGUCUUGGUGCAGGGGCGGGUGGUCUGCCACCACUUUCCCGUCUAAACCCAAAGGCAUCCGCGUUUUCAGCAAUUCCUCCCUCGCAAAACCAUCAACCUUCCGCUCCCGGAAGUAAGCUUUCAUCCUCGAAUCAAUUCGGAAAUAUGUUCCACCCGAACCCCCCGCCCGGUCCCAUCGGAAAGUACCAAAAUCUUCCGCCCAACGGUGGAGGACCUCAGCUACCUCCGUAUGGACCUGGUCGUGGCAACAACCAGUCUCACGGUCAGCAUGGACCGGCGCCUGGACCUCCGGGUCCACCGGGAAGUAACCGUAACGUAAGCGGUACCAAUUGGUUCUCCGAUCUGGCACAUCUGCAGUCCCGAGAUAACCUAAUGAACAUUGAAAACGGUAUUGCAAUGGCCCUGGGAGGAUCUCCCAACAUUUCGCCGAACAACAACCAACCGACUACGAAUGGCGGUGGACUUGUGGGUGGCCCACAAGGACUUCCGCCACCACCAGAUGAUGGUCGCAAGAUGGCACGAGCCAUAGGAUCCGAACGAGCCAGCUGGAAGUAUAACUACGGUUCUAGCGGCGGAAUGGGGGGCUUGGAUAACGAUCCAAGUGCCCUAGCAGCGGCAGCUGCUGCAGCCGCAGCCGCCGCUGCCGGAAGUGGUCACUGGAUGGUGGACAAGAACCUUGCUGCCAUGGGCGGAGGUGGAAGUGGCGCCGGAGGUGGACCGCAACAGUGGAUGGGUCCGCCGCCGAGACAUUAUAUGGAAGACCUGCACCUAGCGGAUCAUUUUCAGCCAUUGCAGAUGGAGUACCACAAUACCUUGGGUGGCAGUGGCGGUGGAAGCGGAGCUGGGCCGAACCAGCCCAAUAUGAAUUUUAUGCAAUCGCUCCAGUAUCAGUUCAUGCCGGGCGGACCGAACGACAUGAACGUUAACGAUGGACCAUUGCAGCAGCCAUGGGAACAUGAGAAGCAUGGUUGGCCUGCCAAGUGGAGUGGACAUUAGGAAGUGAAAUAAAAGAAAGAAAAAAAUCGUAAAUGUUCCGCGUUACUAAUUUUUGGAAGUCAUUUGUGGAGGAAAAGAACAAACAGUAAAACCAGCACAGUGCAGAGUAGAUACAGCUUUUGAUUUGAACGCCUCAAUAACAAAACACACACACACACACACAAACACUCACUCACACCCACAUAACAGACACAUAUAGAGUUUGCGUAGUGGAAAAUUAUACAAGCGAACGAACCGCUUCGAUUAGCGAUCCAAAAAACACUGCUUUGUUUAGUAGGAAAAGAAAGGCGGUUUAGAAAUGUUGGCAAAAACGGAAACAAAGAAAAUUGUUUUUCUUUUUUCAUCUUUGUAUACUAUUCAACAAUAUUAUGCCGUUGUUUAGUUAUGAUUAGUUACUUUUUUUUCUGGAGAAAUAUGUAUAAACAGUUUGUCGCAUAGAAGUUCUGUUUUUUUUUUGCGUUUGCGUUUGGUUCGUUACAGAAAAAGGAAAGCAUUGAAAGGAAUGGAACUUCUGGGCAAAGUUUUUUUUUUGUGGACGGUCUUAUUUAUACAUAAUUUUAUGUUCUUUUUUUUUUGUAUACACUCCACGUGGCUUUCGGGCGAAAGUAGAAGUUUAGUUAUAAAAAGUUACACUUUAUCUUCUCUGGGACUUUGAAAGCGACUAUAUUAUGGCGUAAAUAUAAAACUGAUUGAAAGCUUAUGAUGAUUUUUAGUUGUGAACUGUGGAAGGAAACCAGAAAGCAAUAAAAAGUAGAGCAACUCGAAGAAACCCAUUGGCUAUUUUAUUCCAUCGCUGCAGAAUCUGUUGGUUGAAAACUUUCCCAAACCUACCUACCCUACUCGCGCCAACUACUUUAAUAAAUCCGCUACACUCAGAUAAAACAAAAAAUUAUACACAUUGAUAUACCAACGGCUGAAAGCUAACGACAUGAAGAUAACCCCUUCUUACGAUAAACAAGGAAACAAAAUGUUACUCUAACACAAAAAUUAACGUAUUUCUAAUACAAAACACAACAAGUAUGAGCAAACAUAAAACAAAAAAAUCUACUUACAUCUACUCAAAUUCUACCCCAUCAUAACGAUGAACUAGGAAUGCUGACACAUUACGCAUAAGAAUAUCGAUGGAAUGGAACUUUCUUUGGCCUUGUGUUUAUUUCGAAUAAUUUCGUUCACAAUCCUCCUGCCUGUUGCAAACCAAGAAAAGCUAGAAUCGCGAAAUCUGUUUUUCAUUCUAACCAAUAAAAAAAAUACAAGCUGCUAAUCACAAAAAAAAAUGGUAAAACUAUGGAAUAACACGUUUAUGAAAAAAAACAUAUGGUAAACAAUGAUAACAAACAAAAAAAAAAUAUCUCGCCUAAAACAUUGGUGUGUGUACUCUUAGACAUUUUUCACUUUCUCCUACACAUAAACAUUAUUUGGUGACCGCGUCUGAGAGAACCGGAAACAGAAUUGAAGUGGCUGAACACAAAAACACAGAAUCCUUAUACGAAUUGGAACAGCGAUGACAAGAGGAAGAGGAGCAGGAGGCUUACGCGUUUUGGAGAAGUGAAUAUAACUAAACGAAAAAAAAAUAAGUACUAUUAUAACUUACUACUACUAAAAAAAACCAAUAGAAUGAUGAACAUUGGUAGUAACUAAAACACGCAAGCUGUUGGUAGUGGAUUAAAAUGGGCUUAGUAAAAUAAACUAAAAAAUAUAUACCGCAGAAACGCAAGAGAAGCAGCAGUAGAACAGCAGCCGCCGCAAAUGACGAAGUUGCAGUAAUGAUUCAAUACAACAAAACGCUAGAUUUUAUCCUUAUAACCAUUUUUCCUUUCGUGCGUAUCUUGUAGAGCUGACGAUGAUUAUUUUCCGACUACGUUUAACCUCCAGGUUGGGGUCUGUUAGGCAAAACGUAAAAAAAACAUGAUGAUGAUUCAAAUGCGAACGGUUCUUCUACUUGGGACCCCGGUCGGCAGGGCUGUAGCUAGUUCGAGCAGCGGACGGAUUCAAUUGGGCCUGAGUUCUUUUCCCGCUAUAUCGAACCGUGCGCAUUGCCAAUCGAAGGUUUGCCAAGCACAAGGAUACGUUCUCAAUCAAGAAGAAGAAGAAGAAAAUACGAUUCUUAUCGCCGUGCGAAAAAUUGAUUCCAACACGCGCAUGCAUUGAUUCGAAACAUAAAAUACCACUGAUUAUAGUCGUUAUCAAUGAAGAUAUAAAACAAGAAAAAAAAAUAUGCAUACAAAGCAGACAUGAUGAUGAUUUGAUUCAUGGAUUGAUACAGUAAAAAUAAAAAAAAAAAACUCGAUAGUUACAAUAAAAAAACAACAAGUAAUGAAAGUAUGAUAACAAUUGCAUUAGCGUAUGAUUAAAAAUAUAUAUGAUGAUGGAAAAAAAUGAUGACGAAAAAACAUUAAAAAAUGAUGCAAAAAGAAAAACAUUUACUGAUUAUUAACUAAUUAAUGAUUAUUAUUAUAUAUUAUUAUUAUUCUAUAAAUUAUAUAUUAUAUUUGGAAAGUAACCAUAUAAAAUGAAAGGAAAAAUAUAAGUAAUGACAGAACAAAAUAUCCCGCAAUGGAA